AUGGCGUGUAUAAAAGGGGUGAAUCGAUCGGCAUCGGUGGCGCUUGCGCCCGACGCGCCGUACAUGGCGGCGGGGACGAUGGCGGGAGCAGUGGAUCUGUCGUUCAGCUCCUCCGCCAACAUUGAGAUCUUUAAGCUUGAUUUUCAGUCCGACGAUCGUGAUCUCCCUGUAGUGGGUGAGUCCACGAGCUCUGAGAAAUUCAACAGGUUGUCGUGGGCCAGGCCUACUGGAUCGGGGUCUCAGGAGUUCGGGCUAGGGCUCAUUGCUGGUGGACUUGUCGAUGGGACUAUUGAUAUCUGGAACCCACAAACUCUGAUCCGUCCUGAGGCAGGUGUAAGUGCUUCGGUUGGGCAUCUCACAAGACAUAAAGGGCCUGUUCUUGGUCUUGAAUUUAAUGCAAUUGCACCAAAUUUACUUGCAUCUGGGGCUGAUGAUGGUGAAAUUUGCAUCUGGGACUUGGCCAAUCCUGCAGAGCCAUCUCAUUUUCCACCUCUCAAGGGUAGUGGUUCUGCUGCCCAGGGUGAGGUUUCAUUUUUAUCUUGGAAUAGCAAGGUCCAACAUAUAUUAGCAUCCACUUCAUAUAAUGGUUCAACUGUGAUUUGGGACCUAAAAAAGCAAAAGCCAGUGAUAAGUUUUACAGAUUCAGUUAGAAGACGGUGCUCUGUUUUGCAGUGGAAUCCUGAUAUUGCCACUCAGCUUGUUGUUGCAUCAGAUGAAGAUGGUUCACCUGCUCUGAGGCUCUGGGAUAUGCGUAAUGUAAUGUCACCAGUUAAAGAGUUUGUGGGGCACACAAAGGAUAAUCGAACUAUUUGCUGGGACACAGUUUCUGCAGAGAUUGUCUGUGAAGUGCCAGGAGGCACCAACUGGAAUUUUGAUGUACAUUGGUAUCCAAAAGUACCUGGAGUGAUAUCGGCAUCUUCAUUUGAUGGAAAAAUUGGAAUUUACAAUAUUGAGGGUUGCAGUAGAUAUGGAGUUGGGGAUAGUGAUUUUGGUGGCGGACCUCUGAGAGCUCCGAAAUGGUAUAAGCGGCCAGUUGGUGCAUCUUUUGGCUUUGGUGGCAAAAUUGUGUCCUUUCAGCAUAGUUCAUCUGGUGUUUCGGAGGUUUAUGUACACAGCUUGGUUACUGAGCAUAGUUUGGUGAAUCGCUCAUCUGAAUUUGAAGCUGCAAUACAAAAUGGGGAGAAGUCUUUACUUCGGGCUUUAUGUGAGAAGAAAUCACAGGAGUCUGAAUCUGAGGAUGACCAGGAAACAUGGGGCUUAUUAAGGGUUAUGCUUGAAGAUGAUGGGACUGCAAGGACAAAGCUGAUCACUCAUCUUGGGUUCAGUAUACCCGAGGAAACAAACGAAAGUGUUCCAGAUGAUCUAUCGCAGGAAGUCAAUGCGCUUGGGCUUGAGGAUACUACAUCUGAUAAAGUGGGCCUGGGGAGUGAUAAGGAAACCACCAUCUUUCCUACUGAUAAUGGAGAAGAUUUCUUUAACAAUCUUCCUAGCCCAAAAGCUGAUACUCCUGUCUCAACCUCUGGUGACAAAUUUUCUGAGGGGGAUACAGUUCCUGUUGCAAAUGAAAUGCAGCAAGAGCCUGAUGGACUGGAGGAGAGUGCUGACCCAUCAUUUGAUGAAUCUGUUCAACAUGCUUUAGUUGUCGGAGAUUAUAAGGGCGCUGUUGCAAAAUGCAUUUUGGCAAAUAAAAUGGCUGAUGCUCUAGUUAUUGCUCAUGCUGGUGGUGCUUCGUUGUGGGAGAGCACACGGGAUCAAUACCUUAAAAUGAGCCAUUCACCUUACCUUAAGAUUGUUUCUGCGAUGGUGAGCAAUGAUCUGUUGAGCCUUGUUAAUACCAGACCCCUAAAAUUCUGGAAAGAAACACUUGCUCUUCUCUGUAGUUUUGCAUCAAGAGAUGAAUGGACUGUGCUUUGUGAUACACUUGCUUCCAAACUCAUAGUUGCUGGCAAUACCCUGGCAGCAACUAUUUGUUAUAUAUGUGCGGGGAAUAUUGAUAAAACUGUCGAGAUUUGGUCGAGGUGUUUGACUACCGAGCAUGAGGGAAGAUCAUACGUUGACCUUCUUCAGGAAUUAAUGGAGAAGACGAUUGUCCUUGCCCUGGCUUCUGGGCAAAAGCGAUUUAGUGCUUCUUUGUGCAAACUUGUUGAGAAAUACGCAGAAAUUUUAGCUAGUCAAGGUCUUUUAACAACAGCAAUGGAGUACCUAAAACUCUUGGGUUCUGAUGAAUUGUCACCUGAACUGGUUAUCUUAAGGGAUCGUAUUGCUCUUUCUACAGAACCUGAGAAUGUUUCCAAGAAUGCAGCAUAUGGAAACCAACCUGCAGCAAGUGGGCCUGUAUAUGGCGCUGAUCAAUCUAAUUUUGGUGUGGUUGGGGCCUCUUCUCCAUAUUAUCAGGAAACAGUGCCAUCACAGUUGCAACCAGUUGUUCCCGGAAGUCAAUAUGGAGAAAGUUAUCAGGAACCUGUUAAUUCCCCAUAUGGAAGAGGAUAUGGCGCUCCUGCCCCAUAUCAGGCAGCAUCCCAGCCCCAUAUGUUUCUUCCUUCCCAGGCACCUCAGGUUCCACAGGAGAAAUUUUCUGUGCCUCCUGUUUCCUCUCAGCCUGCAGUGAGGCCUUUCAUUCCUUCAACUCCUCCUGUGCUGAAAAAUGUGGAGCAAUAUCAGCAGCCAACGUUGGGGUUCUCAGUUGGAACCACCAUCCCUUCUUUCCAACCUAUGCAACCGGGGCCUGGUUCAGCUGCUCCUCUGACAUCACAAGUGGCUCCAGUUCCUGGAAAUAAGCCACAUGUUGUAGCUCCCUCCCCUCCACCAAGGGGAUUUAUGCCAGUUACUAAUUCGGGAGUUGUUCAAGGGCCUCAUCCGGGUUCACUGCAGCCACCUAGUCCUACUCACCAAGCUCCUGCUCGAGCUUCCGUGGCUGCAGCAGCGCCACCACCCACGAUACAGACAGUUGAUACAUCCAAUGUUCCUGCCCAACAAAAAUCCGUUAUCGCAACAUUAACAAGACUUUUCAAUGAGACAUCUGAAGCGUUGGGAGGUUCUCGUGCAAAUCCUGGCAAGAAGCGUGAAAUAGAAGACAAUUCGAGGAAGAUAGGUGCAUUAUUUGCCAAACUCAACAGUGGGGACAUAUCUAGAAAUGCUGCUGAUAAGCUUGUUCAGCUAUGCCAGGCAUUGGAUAAUGGUGAUUUCGGUACUGCCCUGCAAAUCCAGGUGCUUCUUACCACUAGUGAAUGGGAUGAGUGCAACUUCUGGCUUGCAACCCUUAAGCGGAUGAUCAAGACAAGGCAAAAUGUGAGACUAAGCUAA
Messenger RNA from Prunus armeniaca (apricot), 3303 nucleotides. NCBI's taxonomy places the organism in Eukaryota, Viridiplantae, Streptophyta, Magnoliopsida, Rosales, Rosaceae. The record is from the annotation of a GenBank genome assembly.